This is a messenger RNA of Symphalangus syndactylus (siamang), 2268 nucleotides long. RefSeq names its product phospholipid transfer protein (gene PLTP). Gene Ontology annotation, molecular function: phosphatidic acid transfer activity; phosphatidylethanolamine transfer activity; lipid binding. NCBI's taxonomy places the organism in Eukaryota, Metazoa, Chordata, Mammalia, Primates, Hylobatidae. Gene Ontology annotation, biological process: ceramide transport; phospholipid transport; high-density lipoprotein particle remodeling. The record is from RefSeq and is a predicted model, not a curated record.
AGGUGGUGACACAGAGACAGGUAGGGGGGCCCAUAGCAAAGCCAGGCAAGGAGGUCCCGAGAUGAUUGUGGGUGGCAGGGAAGGAAAAAAUAUUCCUUGACUUUGUGCCUGGACCUGGUUGCAAUAAACGCCCAAGAGGUAGUUCCUAUCAUCGUGCACAUUUCGCUGAGGGAAGAAACUGAGGGUCAGUGACCCAAGUGAAGUGACUUGCCCAAGAUCAUGCAGGAAGACAUGGGUAAUUGUAAUUUGAACCAAGGUCCCAGCAAAGCGGGAUUGUUGGGGCUGAGUGGGCCGGCUCCUGCACUUCCUUCCCUCUCCCUGGGCUUGGGUACCCCACUUGUCCAGACAGCGGCCGGGCUUGUCACGGGGCUCUGUACAGCCUUUUCUACUCUCCCGGCUGCCAGCGUCCCGCCCCGUCCCCUCCCAGCCCCCAAGGGAGGAGGGGAGAGCUGCAGAGAGGAGGAGGGGUCGGGGAGGCCCGGCUUUAUAAAGGCGGCUGGAACAACCCUGCCCGCCAGACCCCGUCGCCCGGAUCCCCUGAGCUGCCCGCCACCCCACGUGACCGCGCCGCCCCCCAGCUCCACCGCUGAGCCCGCUCGCCAUGGCCCUCUUCGGGACCCUCUUCCUAGCGCUGCUGGCAGGCGCUCACGCAGAGUUCCCAGGCUGCAAGAUCCGCGUCACCUCCAAGGCGCUGGAGCUGGUGAAGCAGGAGGGGCUGCGCUUUCUGGAACAAGAGCUGGAGACCAUCACCAUUCCGGACCUGCGGGGCAAAGAAGGCCACUUCUACUACAACAUCUCUGAGGUGAAGGUCACAGAGCUGCAGCUGACAUCUUCCGAGCUCGAUUUCCAGCCACAGCAGGAGCUGAUGCUACAAAUCACCAAUGCCUCCUUGGGCCUGCGCUUCCGGAGACAGCUGCUCUACUGGUUCUUCUAUGAUGGGGGCUACAUCAACGCCUCAGCUGAGGGUGUGUCCAUCCGCACUGGUCUGGAGCUGUCCCGGGAUCCCGCUGGACGGAUGAAAGUGUCCAAUGUCUCCUGCCAGGCCUCUGUCUCCAGAAUGCACGCGGCCUUCGGGGGAACCUUCAAGAAGGUGUAUGAUUUUCUCUCCACGUUCAUCACCUCAGGGAUGCGCUUCCUCCUCAACCAGCAGAUCUGCCCCGUACUCUACCAUGCAGGGAUGGUCCUGCUCAACUCCCUCCUGGACACCGUGCCUGUGCGCAGUUCUGUGGAUGAGCUUGUUGGCAUUGACUAUUCCCUCAUGAAGGAUCCUGUGGCUUCCACCAGCAACCUGGACAUGGACUUCCGGGGGGCCUUCUUCCCCCUGACUGAAAGGAACUGGAGCCUCCCCAACCGGGCGGUGGAGCCCCAGCUGCAGGAGGAGGAGCGGAUGGUGUAUGUGGCCUUCUCUGAGUUCUUCUUCGACUCUGCCAUGGAGAGCUACUUCCGGGCAGGGGCCCUGCAGCUGUCGCUGGUGGGGGACAAGGUGCCCCACGACUUGGACAUGCUGCUGAGGGCCACCUACUUUGGGAGCAUUGUCCUGCUGAGCCCAGCAGUGAUUGACUCCCCAUUGAAGCUGGAGCUGCGGGUACUGGCGCCACCACGCUGCACCAUCAAGCCCUCUGGCACCACCAUCUCUGUCACUGCUAGCGUCACCAUCGCCCUGGUUCCACCAGACCAGCCUGAGGUCCAGCUGUCCAGCAUGACUAUGGACGCCCGUCUCAGCGCCAAGAUGGCUCUCCGGGGGAAGGCCCUGCGCACGCAGCUGGACCUGCGCAGGUUCCGAAUCUAUUCCAACCAUUCUGCACUGGAGUCGCUGGCUCUGAUCCCAUUACAGGCCCCUCUGAAGACCAUGCUGCAGAUUGGGGUGAUGCCCAUGCUCAACGAGCGGACCUGGCGUGGGGUGCAGAUCCCACUACCUGAGGGCAUCAACUUUGUGCGUGAGGUGGUGAUGAACCAUGCGGGAUUCCUCACCAUCGGGGCUGAUCUCCACUUUGCCAAAGGGCUGCGAGAGGUGAUUGAGAAGAACCGGCCUGCCAAUGUCAGGGCGUCCACUGCCCCCCCACCCUCCACAGCAGCUGUCUGAGCCCUCAACCCCCACGCUGGCAGCUGUCAUUCAGGACUCCAACCCCUCUCAGCCCCUCUUUUCCCACAUUCAUAGCCUGUAGUGCCCCCUCUAACCCCCACUGCCACAGAGAAGACGGGGUUUGAAGCUGUAUCCAAUUUAAUUCCAUAAUCAGUCAAUCUAUCAAUUACAGUCCAUCCACCACC